This is a messenger RNA of Ixodes scapularis (black-legged tick), 294 nucleotides long. RefSeq lists its product as uncharacterized. The coding region runs from base 1 to 294 and encodes 97 amino acids. The record is from RefSeq and is a predicted model, not a curated record. The transcript has 4 exons. NCBI's taxonomy places the organism in Eukaryota, Metazoa, Arthropoda, Arachnida, Ixodida, Ixodidae.
AUGCAGCUCGGAGUUUUUGCCGUGGUGCUUGUUCUACCAUCUUUUCUAAGCGGGGAAACUUUUAUUUUUAUCACCCAUAUUUCCAACGAAUGCGAGGGCCUUCUCUUAGAAGGCGGACAUAGUGAAUGCCAUAAGAGAGGAUCUAAAUACGUUGGCUAUGAUCCAAAAAACUGCACCGUUGUAUGCGAUAAUGAAGAACGGCCGAGGUUGCCAGAAGGGGUUUGCUCGGUCGGUACAGUGGACUGCGAUUCAGAACAUGUGAAACAAAAGCUUAGAGAUUGGGCGUAUAUGUAA